AUGAGACCUGCAGAACAGAAGAAAAGAAGGGAUGAGACAAUAGAUGACCCAACAAAACGAAACAAGAUUGAAUUCUACUAUUAUCUCUUAGAUAUAGUAAUCACAUCUUUGGAUGAGAGAUUCAAUCAACUGAAAGCUCAUUGUGAUUAUUUUGAUUUUCUCUACGACAUUGACGAGCUGAAGAACACACCUCCUGACAACCUGGACACAAAGUGUAGAAACCUUGCAGCGAUUUUGCAAGAUCAUGAGUCAAGCGACAUUUAUGCACUGGAGUUGAGAGAUGAACUAAAAGUGCUUUCAACAUUGUUGAAACCUGGAAUAGGUCCCAAAGAGAUUCUGAAGUUUAUGGGAAGACAUAAUUUUUGCCCGAAUGUUAACAUUGCUCUGAGAAUUCCCUUAACACUCUCAGUGACAGUUGCGAGUGGAAAGAAGAGUUUCUCAAAACUGAAAUUGAUAAAGACAUACCUCUGA
This is a messenger RNA of Schistocerca nitens (vagrant locust), 471 nucleotides long. RefSeq lists its product as uncharacterized. The coding region runs from base 1 to 471 and encodes 156 amino acids. The record is from RefSeq and is a predicted model, not a curated record. The transcript is spliced from 2 exons. Lineage: Eukaryota; Metazoa; Arthropoda; Insecta; Orthoptera; Acrididae.